AUGGGGUCUGGGACCGCUUUGUUCUCCCUGCUUGCUAUUGUGCUGGCACACCUCGUAAACGGCGCGCUCUACACCAAUCCUAGUCAACUGGGUGCCAGUCAAUAUGAUUUUAUCAUUGUGGGCGCGGGUACUGCUGGACUUGUCAUCGCAAACAGGCUGUCAGAGAUCCCGUCUAACUCGGUUUUAGUCAUCGAAGCUGGUAUUAGUAACCUUGCUGAUCCUAGCGAUGAAGUACCAUUCCUGGAUUCCACCCUCUCUCCGGACACAAUAUUGACCUGGAAUUACACCACAACCCCUCAAUCAGGGCUGAACGAUCGCACUUUGCCGUACCCAAGGGGCCGUGUCUUAGGCGGCUCCAGUACAAUUAACUUCCAGAUAUGGACGCGAGGAUCCGUCGACGACUACAACCGAUAUGCGAAUGUCACGGGUGACCCCGGCUGGUCUUGGAAUGAGAUAUUGCCAUAUAUGAAGAAGGCAAGAACACCUGUUUUCUCAUCGUACGGGACCCUGAAGAUACAAUUUCAGAGCGAAAGCCUGGUACCGCCAAGCGACCAUCACAACACAACAGGGCAGGUCGACCCUCUUGUUCACGGCACGAGCGGUCCCGUCCAAAUCAGCCUGGCUGGCUACUCGACGGGGAUCGACCAACGCGUGAUCGAGACGUCUCAUGAGCUGCAGCAUGAGUUUCCAUACAACAUUGAUUACAAUGCGGGAUAUCCUCUCGGCCUUGGCUGGUCGGUGGGUGCGGUGUCAACUUCGGGACGGAGAAGCAGCUCUGCCACGGCGUAUCUUGAUCCGAUCCUCUCUCGCUCCAACUUAGAUGUCCUUAUUCAGACGCAAGUCACAAAGCUCGUCUCGCAGAACUCCACUGGGGGCUCCCUGUCUUUCAGGACUGUUGAGAUGGCACAGAGCUCGACCAGUGAGCGUUACACUGUCAGCGCGACAAAAGAGGUCAUCCUCUCUGCUGGCACCAUUGGCACGGCACAGAUUCUGCAGCUGAGCGGGAUUGGGGACCCCGCACUCCUUGAGUCCGUGGGAGUGACGCCUCUCGUCAACUCGCCGAAUGUUGGCCAGCACCUCACCGACCACCCGCUCUUGAGCAAUCAGUGGCUUGUCAACACGAGCUUUACGCUCGACAACGUCGCGCGCAACGCGACUCUCGCGGAUGAAUUACUCCAAGAGUGGAACACGACUGGAACGGGAGUAUUUGUAGACGACGGUACAAACCAGAUUGCGUGGACGAGGCUGGCCAACGAGACAGAGGUAUUCAAGAACGUCACAGACCCUUCCGCGGGACCUGCUUCUCCGCAUAUUGAGCUUAUUCCAGCCGACGGCUACGCCUCGUUUGUGGCACCUUUACCAGAGACAGGAAACUAUCUAACCAUUCUCACAAAUGUUGUUUCUCCCGCGUCCCGCGGCUCAGUGACCCUAGCCUCGGACGACCCUUUCGAUGACCCUCUAAUCGAUCCCGGCUUCUACACGAACCCGCUCGAUCUAUACAGCAUGGUCGAGGCCAUCAAGCAGGCACGCCGCUUCUUGUCAGCCUCGGCAUGGGAUGGCUACGUGGUAUCAGAGACGUCGUACCUCUCCGCGGCGCAGACAGACGAGCAGAUCGCUGAGUACGCGCGCAAUUUUACGUCAACUGUGUUCCACCCAAUUGGGACCGCUCGGAUGGCGGCGAACGACAGCAAUGAAGGGGUUGUCACACCAAGCCUGCUUGUCAAGGGCACAGAUGGCCUCAGGAUAGUUGAUGCAUCGGUGCUGCCAUACAUUCCAGCCGCGCACCCUCAGGCUUGCAUCUACGCCGUGGCGGAGAGAGCAGCUGACCUAAUCAAGGCUGCUUGGGGGGAAUCCAUGUGA
Messenger RNA from Postia placenta MAD-698-R-SB12, 1860 nucleotides. RefSeq lists its product as hypothetical. Gene Ontology annotation, molecular function: oxidoreductase activity, acting on CH-OH group of donors; flavin adenine dinucleotide binding. Lineage: Eukaryota; Fungi; Basidiomycota; Agaricomycetes; Polyporales; Adustoporiaceae. The record is from RefSeq and is a predicted model, not a curated record. The transcript is spliced from 9 exons. Bases 1 to 1860 code for a protein of 619 amino acids.